AUGUGGUUAUCGAAAUUCUCUCGCCGAAAAUUAUCUGCCCGCAGUCAAAAGAAAUUCCAGGUAUAUAUUGGCUGAUCUCAAAGUCCAGAUGAUUCCCUUUUCCGAAGUAUGAAUUGAAUCUCGCUCUCGGUUUCACUGUCAAUACGAACUUAUCAGGAGUAGAGACCUUGGUCUUAAGACCCGCUAUAUCCGUAAAUGCACGGAGUAGAUCCGUAGAGCCCUUGAGCCCAUGAGACCGUUUUCCGGAUAUCCUGGUCUUCUAAACAUAAACCCCCUAAAUUAGAAUACCAAGCACCAUGGCGCAACCAGACUACAAGUUUGCGGGAUGGAUAGGCCUGGCCCCCGAGACGGCGGAUGGAAAGAUGGUCUGGCAGGAGUUUGAGCCCAAGGAAUGGGAGGAGACCGAUAUAGACAUCAAAGUCACACACUGUGGUAUCUGCGGAUCAGACCUGCACACUCUCCGCAGUGGCUGGGGCCCUACCAAGUACCCUUGCUGUGUCGGCCACGAGAUCAUCCGUAUCGCCGUCCGCGUCGGCUCCAAAGCCGUUGGCGAUAUCAAAGUCGGAAACCGCUUCGGAGUCGUCGGCACCUACAACGGCAUCCACCUGCAUGGCGGUAAAUCCUACGGCGGAUACUCUCUGUACAACCGGACGCCGUCCAACUUCGUGAUCAAGAUCCCGGACGCCAUACCUUCCGCAGACGCAGCGCCCAUGCUGUGCGGCGGAGUUACCGUCUACAGCCCGUUGAAGCAUAACGGCUGCGGGCCCGGCAAGCGCGUUGGCAUCAUCGGUGUCGGCGGACUAGGUCACUUCGGUGUUCUGUUCACUAAGGCUCUGGGUGCGGACAAGGUCGUCGCUAUCUCGCGCAAAGCGAGCAAGAGUGCCGAUUCGCUUCAGAUGGGCGCUGAUACGUACAUUGCUACUGAAGAUGAGCCGGAUUGGGCGACUAAAUAUGCUCGUUCUUUGGAUCUGAUCGUGUGCACGGUUUCUUCAUCGAAGAUGCCUAUGACGGAGUACUUAGGUCUCCAUGCUACUAAUGGUAGCUUGGUGCAGGCCCGUCUCCCUGAGGAUGGUAGCCUUUUCGCGAACGUACGGAACCUUAUCCCUCGCGUCAAGGUUGAUAGCUCUUUCAUCGGGUCUCCUAACGAGAUUCGGGAGAUGCUCGAUCUCGUUGCUGAGAAGGGGUAAGCCUUGGAUUGAGGAGAUCCCCAUGAAGGAUGCCAAUAAGGGUAUUGGGGAUAUGCAUGAGGGCAAGGCGCGUUACCGUUACAUCCUGGUCAACGAGCAGCAGUAAUGCAUGUUGCUA
Molecule: messenger RNA, 1305 nt
Organism: Aspergillus alliaceus
Lineage: Eukaryota; Fungi; Ascomycota; Eurotiomycetes; Eurotiales; Aspergillaceae
Product: NAD(P)-dependent alcohol dehydrogenase
Exons: 4
Coding region: 297-1187 (296 amino acids)
Biological process (GO): alcohol metabolic process
Molecular function (GO): alcohol dehydrogenase (NADP+) activity
Source: RefSeq, a predicted model, not a curated record